Molecule: messenger RNA, 1353 nt
Organism: Gekko japonicus
Lineage: Eukaryota; Metazoa; Chordata; Lepidosauria; Squamata; Gekkonidae
Gene: CNBD2
Product: cyclic nucleotide binding domain containing 2
Exons: 9
Coding region: 1-1353 (450 amino acids)
Biological process (GO): spermatogenesis
Molecular function (GO): cAMP binding
Source: RefSeq, a predicted model, not a curated record
AUGCACAAAGUCUUCCUCUGUGAGGCAGAAGCAUUUAUAGUGAAAGCUGCAGAUAACUGCAAGACGUGGGGGAAGACUAUGCAGAAACUCAUGUGGCAACUCAUUCUGAGGAUGAGAGUAUGCAGAUUUUUCCGGGAUGGGCUGAAGGGAUUCUCGGGCUUUCAUCUCAUAGAGCAAGAACUUACCGCAGACAUUGAAGAAGAUCAUUUUCCUUUCAAAGCAAUCCAGAUAACCAAGAAGCCGCCUGAGUGGAGGACUGAGGCUGAAAUAAGAUAUUUAAGAAACCGCUUGCUGGCCCUGAAAAGUUUCCUCGACUACAGUCCAACUCUUCAGUAUCUUCUGGCUAAAGUGGUUCGCUUUGAACGAUUUGGACGCAGGAGAGUGAUUAUCAAAAAGGGGCACCUCGGGGGCAGUUUCUACUUCAUCUUUGCUGGCAUGGUUGCGGUCACCGAUGACGAGGAUGGGAGCAGCGCCUUUGUGGAAGCGUCCCCAACCGUCCUUCGGAGAGGUUCUUGCUUUGGCGAAGUGGCCCUCAUAAAAGACGCGACGCGAAUUGCCACUGUGGUCUGUAUGGAAGAUACGGAACUGUUGGUUGUGGAUAAGAAAGACUUUUUCGGCUAUCAAUUGGACCAGGAACUUCACAGAGAAUUCCUGACUCGGUAUAACUACUUGAGAAAAGUUGACAUCUUUGAAACUCUGUCUAAUGCCUCAGUAGAGAAAAUAGCCCAUUUCUGCAGAAUAGAGAGGUUCCACUUUGGGCAGGUGAUUACCAGCGACAUCGGGGAAUCCUCUAGCAUCUCUUUUAUUAUAAAGGGGGCCUGUGAUGUUUUACGACAGGUCGAUCUCAGCAACUGCCCAUCCUAUCACAAGUGGCUCGUAAAUCUGCAAGAUAACCGUCCCAUGAUCUUGGUCAGCAAAGGGGCGGACUUCAUCCGUCUGAAAAAAGACAAGCUUGAGGAAUGUGCGGACGAUGCCACCAUCAUGAAAUUAUGCAAAAUCAAGGUCAAGUAUCCCAGUGACGACGAGCUAUGUCAGGUCUUCCUCCGACAGAACUCCUGGGACUUCUUUAAGAAAGAUCUGCUGCAGUUUGUGCUGAAGCCCAAGCUCAUGAGGAUGGUAUUGCCUCCAGAUGCAUGCCCCGCCAAAGAAAUUGCAGGAUCUUGGUACAUGAAUGAAAAAGGUAUCUUGGACCUGACUCCCUUGCAGCGCCAUGAAAAACUUCCACCGGAAACGUGCAAAUAUGUGGCUUGUCACCCAAAAUGCGCAAGCGAUGCCAGGUUCUUACCAGAGAUCCAGCCAAGACUGAUUCAUGGCAUCAACAUAAUACGUCCUUCUUUGGAUGGAGUGUUUUAG